Molecule: messenger RNA, 7553 nt
Organism: Nerophis lumbriciformis (worm pipefish)
Lineage: Eukaryota; Metazoa; Chordata; Actinopteri; Syngnathiformes; Syngnathidae
Gene: dner
Product: delta/notch-like EGF repeat containing
Molecular function (GO): calcium ion binding
Source: RefSeq, a predicted model, not a curated record
CUGCCUCCACCAGAGAAACCCACCGAGCAAACACUUCACAGGAGAGCAUCAGGAUGAGCGUCACACCUCCACUGUUCCUCCUGCUCCUGAGCUGCGGCGUCCGGGCCGUCCCCUCCCCGUUCCAGCUGGCCCCGGACACGCCGGCACCGGCGGAGCCCACUCCAACCCAGGCCGCACCCGGGCUUCACCCCUGCGAGGGCCGACCCUGCCUCAACGGGGGGCUGUGCCUGGCUCUUCCCUCCCCGGGCAGAGCAGAGGACACCUGGGAGUACACCUGCACGUGCAGUCAGGGCUUCACCGGACGCAACUGCGAGUUUUUCACAGACCCAUGUUCCAGCAGUCCCUGUCUCCAUGGAAACUGCAGCCUGCACAAUGGAGAGGAGGAGGGGGAGCCGACUUACACCUGUGAAUGCAGUGACGGUUUUGAGGGCCCUAAGUGUGAUCAGAUGCUACUGGACCUGGCUGACUGGGAGCCCGUGACACCGUCUGCCCCUGAACUGGCCACCCCCGUCGCUUCCACAACACCCGCUGCCACUCAACCGCCACAGCCAUCCACCGAGCCCACCAGCACAACACCAGUGCCUCAGACCCUGCAGCCGUGGCAACCCAAAACUGGGCAACGGCUUCUGAUGGUGCCAUGGGAGGCAGACAGGGUGACAGAGGGUCUGCACUGUGUGAGCCCAGAGCUGUGUGAGCUGACAGCAACUCUGACUUUAUCUCUGGAGGUGCCAGAGGAAACGGCUGUAAAGUUGUUGGUGAAUGCCACUGGAGCUCCUGUGCUGUGGCGUGUGAAUGAAGAAGGUUUCCUGCGAUCUUCCGUUUCAAAUGGCUCCAAAAUGUGGUUCCUGCAGGCCUCCAAUGGGCUGGUGGUGCCUGACCAUGCGUUACCUCUGGGACAAAACUACUUCAUCAGUGUGAUACAGGUGGAUACUCCCAUGGCCCCAGAGGUCACCCUGCGUCUCAACCUGACAGUGAAAGCUAGCAGCUGCGUGGAACCCGGCAGCAGCUUCAGCGACCCUCAGUGCUCCGGCAAAGGGGAAUGUGUCACGCAGCCCUCUGAGAGCACCUUCUUCUGUGAGUGCGAUGACGGCUACACCGGAAUCUUCUGUGAGGAAUUUGACGCCUGCCACCGCCGCCCUUGUCAUAACAACGGCACAUGCACUGAUGUUAGGCAGGGCGGGGAAGGACGCAACUUCACUUGUACCUGUCAACCAGGUUAUGAAGGGGACCGCUGCCAGUUGCUGGUGAAUCACUGCCUCUCCCAGCCCUGCGAGAAUGGAGCCACCUGCUCCAGCAGUUUGGCUGGGCCCAGGUGCUACUGUCCAGAAGGAUUUCAGGGGGCGACAUGUGAGCAGAAGGUGGAUCCGUGUGCGUCUCGGCCUUGCCACAACAAUGGAACCUGCCACCCUCAGGGUCCAAGUCCCCUGGGGUUUGGCUGCAGCUGCACGUCUGGUUUCACUGGCCCCACUUGUGCCCAGCUGGUCGACUUCUGUGCUUUGAACCCGUGUGCCCACGGAGUGUGUCGCAGUGUGGGCAACAGCUACAGAUGUCUUUGUGUCCCAGGCUACCACGGUUUGUACUGUGAAGAAGAGUACAAUGAGUGUCUGUCUGCGCCCUGCCAAAACUAUGCCACCUGCCGGGACCUCAUCAAUGCCUACGAAUGUGUUUGCACGCCACAGUUUGAAGGUAAACAUUGUGAAAUUUACAAGGACCCAUGUCUGAAAAUGAAGUGCCUCAACGGAGGUCACUGCGAGAGUGCAGGACUCAAUGCUUCCUGUGCCUGCCCACCUGGAUACAUGGGGGGGCGGUGCGAGGUCGACAUCAACGAGUGUGAGAGCAACCCUUGUCACCAUGGAGGCACUUGUGUUGACCAAUCACAUGGCUUCACCUGUCACUGUCUGCCUGGCUGGGUGGGGCCUAACUGUGAGAUCCACCUGCAAUGGAAGCCACAGCACUCGGAGGAAACUCUGACUAACAUGCCCCGCCAUUCCCUUUACAUCAUCAUCGGAGCGUUGUGUGUGGCCUUCGUCCUCAUGCUCAUCAUCCUCAUCGUGGGCAUCUGUCGCAUCAGCCGCAUCGAGUACCAGGGCUCGUCACGCCACGCCUACCAGGAGUUCUACAACUGCCGCAGCAUAGACAGCGAGUUCAGCAACGCCAUCGCUUCCAUCCGCCACGCCAGAUUUGGCAAGAAGUCCCGGCCUGCCAUGUACGACGCCACUCCCAUCAACUACGAAGACUACAGUCCGGAUGACAAACCUUUGGUUACUCUGAUAAAAACGAAGGAUUUGUAAAACACAGCAACUCACCACAUGUUGCACACGUACACACAGGCGUGUAUUGGAAAGUCAGUCUGAAUGUAGAAUUAGAGAAUACGAAAGCAAAGAUCCCAAAAUCCAAUACAGGUGGUCCUCGUUUCACAUUAUUGGUUAAAAAAACACGCUUCCAUGAAUUCAUUAAAAAAGUAGUUUGCGUCCGUAAGCACAAGACUGGUUUGUCUACACUGAGGAAGGAAAACAUUGCUUAUUAGUAGAGAUGUCCGAUAAAUGCGUUAAAAUGUAAUAUCGGAAAUGAUCGGUAUCGUUUUUUUUAUUAUCGGUAUCGUUUUUGUUUUUGUUGUUGUUUUUUUUUUUUUAUUAAAUCAACAUAAAAAACACAAGAUACACUUACAAUUAGUGCACCAACCCAAAAAACCUUCCUCCCCCAUUUACACUCAUUCACACAAAAGGGUUGUUUCUUCCUGUUAUUAAUAUUCUGGUUCCUACAUUAUAUAUCAAUAUAUAUCAAUACAGUCCGCAAGGGAUACAGUCCGUAAGCACACAUGAUUGUGUGUGCUGCUGGUCCACUAAUAGUACUAACUUUUAACAGUUAAUUUUACUAAUUUUCAUUAAUUACUAGUUUCAAUGUACCGGUAACUGUUUUUAUAUUGUUUUACUUUCUUUUUUAUUCAAGGAAAUGUUUUUAAUUUAUGUAUCUUAUUUUAUUUUAUAAUUUUUUUUAAAAGUACCUUAUCUUCACCAUACCUGGUUGUCCAAAUUAGGCAUAAUAAUGUGUUGAUUCCACGACUGUAUAUCGGUUGAUAUCGGUAUCGGUAAUUAAAGAGUUGGACAAUAUCGGAAUAUCGGAUAUCGGCAAAAAGCCAUUAUCGGACAUCCCUACUUAUUAGUUAACUUUUUGCGCUUCAUUGUGUCUUGUAGGUUAUGUCUCGGAUGGCAGUGCGCCAAAGAAAAGGAAAGUGUAAAAAAUGAAAGAGAUAAAAAGCUCAGAGAGGGGAAUUGUGCUCGACUGUCGCGAUCAUUAAGGAUGUAAUUUUUGAGCACGUUAAAUGACACCUAAGCAGCGUCACAUUAUUGGGAUUGAGACUAAAAGAUUGUUUGGAAUCUUGAAAAGUAAUAAAGUAAGGGAUGUUUUUUGCGGUCUUAGGCUAAUUAGCAAAACUAAAAGUUCAAGGUGGGGAUGAGAAAUCAGUUGGUUCGGAUUAUUGAAAGCGUAAAAUGUACAUAAGGAAUCGUUGUCUUUUUUUUGUAGGCGUAUCUUAGAACAGUCGAUUAUUUGACAAUUCCAUUUGGAGAAGGCGACUGUCAACCUCACAGUCAAAUCGUCGGACGUUGAACCCGACCAGUCGGCUCAGUCAACAAAUGUCUCUCACUGCCCCCCUCUGGCAACGGUGCGGAAACUGUUACCUCUUUUAGAUACAGUGGAAUCUCGAUUUACAAAUUGUAUUGGUUCUUGAACAGGGUUCGUAAAUAAAAAAGUUUGUAUAUUGAAGCAAAUUUCUCCAUCGGAAACAAUGUAAACACGAAAAGUGGGUUCCAGCCUCAACAAAAGUUCAUAUUUUAGUAAAAUAUUGUACACUGUAGACAAUAUAAAGUGCUUUACAUUACUGUAUAUCAAACAAACAUAACAUGGGGGUGAUGAAUCAACUACCUAUGUGAUGACACAGUCAAAACAACAACAACUAGCUGAAAUGUCGCCAUGCUAAAAUCACACACACACUGUCACUAGCUUUGUGGUGCACUCUACCAGCCAGGUUGCUACAAUGAUUAGGACUAAAUAAAACAAUCAACUUUAUCUUGUCAGUCAAUCUUCUUUGCGUGCAGAAGAAGGGAAAGGGAGGCAGUGUUGACAACGCUGUGGAUACUUUCUGAACGUUUCACUUGUCCAUUGCUUUCUUUGGACUCAUAUUAAGCUAGAAAAAAACAGACAAAUGUUGGAAAAAGGCUAAAAAUAACACAGCUUGUGCUGACUGAAUGAACACUGGAUGUGCUGCCGGGCACAACAUGGCUGCUCUGCGAGACACGCAAUGGGUGGAGGAAACAUUCGUAGACUGAGACAAGGUCCGUACACCAAAGCGUAUUUUUAUCCGGUCUGUGGUUCGUGAACCGAAACGUUUGUACAAUAAGUGUUUCUUAAAUCGAGGUUCCGCCGUAUAUUUUAUCGCUAUAUUUAGUCUAUUUAUGCCUGCAUUGUCCUUUCCAUCCUUACACUUUCCAUCAUUGUAACUGAGCUACUGAGUGGAACAAUUUCCCUUGUGGAUCAUUAAAGUUUGUCUAAGUCUAAGUCUAGUCAAGUUCGGCUGUCUCAAUGCGCAGUGCCAGAGCCUAAACCAGUGGUUCUUAACCUGGGUUCGAUCGAACCCUAUGGGUUCGGUGAGUUGGCCUCAGGGGUUCGGCGGAGUCUCCGCCACGGAGGUAAAGACACAUCCGACUUAUCGUGUAAAUAAAAACUUCUCCCUAUCGGCGUAUUAUGGAUACCCCCCAAACAAUGUUCCCUCUAAUUUUCCAUCUGAUUUGCAGCUUUUUUGAUUGAUUUUUUGAAACGUCUACUAGCAGAUUGCAAAGGAAGAGAAUACAUUACAUGAAACAGUACAGUUUACACAGUACAGUACAUAUUCUGUAAAAUUGACCACUACUCUUACUAUUAUGUUGGAUCCACUAUGGACUGGACUCUCACAAUAUUAUGUCAGACCCACUCGACAUCCAUUGCAUUCGGUCUCCCCUAGAGGGGGGGGUUACCCACAUAUGCGGUCCUCUCCAAGGUUUCUCAUAGUCAUUCACAUCGACGUCCCACCGGGAUGAGUUUUUCCUUGCCCUUAUGUGGGCUCUGUACCGAGGAUGUCGUUGUGGCUUGUGCAGCCCUUUGAGACACAUGUGAUUUAGGGCUAUAUAAAUAAACAUUGAUUGAUCAUUGAUUGAUAAAUGGUAACACCCGAAUAAGUUUUUCAACUUGUUUAAGUCGGGGUCCACGUUAAUCAAUUCAUGGUCAUGUGUGUAAGGUGUGUAAUUUGUUGUGAGUUCAUGCACUGUGUUGGUUUUGUUCUUUGAACAAGGUGAUGUUCAUGCACGGUUCAUUUUGUGCACCAGUAAAAAAACAUAUAACUUUUUCUUGAAUUGAAAAAAACAUGUUAUUUUUCACUAAAGAAGGGUUCGGUGAAUGCGCAUAUGAAACUGGUGGGGUUCGGUACCUCCAACAAGGUUAAGAACCACUGGUCUAAACUGACCCCAACAGGAGACGAUACGAGGACCUAGCUGAACUACCCGAUCUCUACAUUGUUUAUCAGAGUGUUUUAGCCUUUUUGAGUUGCAAAAUGUCGCAAAGGAGAUCUACUUAUAUGGAUCCAUUUUGCCCAUAGUCUGCAAAAUCUACCAAAUCUGACUCGACCAUGAAAAUCCUUAUCAAAGACAGUCCUACUCUUUGUUACUUGUUUCAUUUAUACCUUAAACGUAGAGUUUUAUUGUAAUUCAUAUCCCUCCCUACUAGUGUCUGUACAGUGUGACUGACCAAAGUCUUUAUUUCGGAAAGAGUUCCGACUUACACUAAAACUUGCGUCGUUGAUGACGGAACUCGUUCAAAAAGCCGAGGACCACCUGUAUGUCUGUAGGUUCAAUGAACAAAUACGGAGGAUCUAUUUUCCUGUCGACGUUCACGCUUUUAAAGCUUUAUUGUAGCAUAAGAGCAGCAAGUUACGGACAAAGUACCAUCAGUACCAGUAAUCUGCGGGCACGGUUAGAGUGACGAUUAGUCUGCACCCAACUGUCUGUCUUCAGUCGGAGCCUGCAACUCAGGAGCCCGAUUUGUUAAAAAAAAACUAAACAAUCAGACACAGCUGACAAGUCAGCACAGUUGUUGUAGAAAUAGUUGUCACUGCGUACGCUGUAUAUUUUUCUAUUUUAACUCGAUCCUGCAGUAGGUUGCCUUACUUCAUGCAUGGUUAGAUUUGAUGUUCUCGCUGUAAUAUUUGAAGAUCCUUUUCUUGGUGGCUAUUUUUCCCCUGCAGAUGUAUUAUUACUCUGUCCAGAUUGUGCCAAAUAUUCUGUUGUGGUAAGUACAGUAGAACACACGUGGAAGACUAUUAGUCACGCGGAACCUUGUUUUCUGCCUUUUUAGUAAAUACUUACUGUCUUUGUUCUUUAAAUGCAAGUUUCUCAUUGGUGUAUGAAUCGUAUAGAAUGUACUAUAUUGCCACUUUAUGUGCUUAAGUGAAACUUAGGCUAGAACGGGUGUGUCCAAAGUGUUGCCUGUAGCUAUUAAAAAAAAAAAAAAACACAUUAAAAUGUGGAAUUAAAGAGCAAACAGGUGUAAUGCAACAAGAACGUGUUGCAAUUUUGACACUAAUAACUAGGGCUGUCAAAUGGUUUAAAUGUUUAAUCGCGAGUAAUCGCAGUUUAUUCAUAGUUAACUCAAAAUUAAUCGCAGAUAGAUAUACUUUUUUAUCAUUAAUAAGUGUACUCUUGGCCACAGGUGUCAAACUCAAGGCCCAGGAGCCAGAUCUCGCACGCCACAUAAUUUUAUGUGGUCAGCCAAAGCCUGGAAAUAGUGCGUGUCAAAAAAGUAUUUAAAAAUGAAAUAAAAUAAAAAUAAUAAUUUUAAAAUGGUAUAUAUAUAUAUAUAUAUAUAUAUAAUAUUUAAAAAAAACUCAUAAAUUAAUACAAAAUAAAUACAUGACUUAAUCUUUCUAACUAAAUAUAUUUUUUCUAUCAAUUUUGACAUGAUGAACCCACCUCUCCACCUCUCACCCAAGAUCCACACAGGAAUGGGGCCAUAUGAAUCCCUUCCCGGAUUGAAACUUUUAUUAGUAGAUUGCACAGUACAGUACAUAUUCCGUACAAUUGACCACUAAAUGGUAACACCCGAAUAAGUUUUUCAACUUGUUUAAGUCGGGGUCCACGUUAAUCAAUUCACGGUCGUGGUCCCUUUAACAUUCUAUUGAUUUAACGUUGACCAACAUUUAAUUUUCCAGUGAGCGGCCCUCAGUGGAAACAUUUUGGACACCCCCGGGCUAAAGACUAGGUGUGAUUAUAAUCAGGGGCGCCAUAAAGCCUGGCUGACAGAGACUCCCCAAAACAGGUUUGUGGUGGGUAUUUUUUUUAACGGGGCCUAGAGUGUGCCCCUGAUUAUAAUAAAGGUAGUUUUAUUCAGUGUUUCCGUUCUACACUAACUCACUUGGAGUAUCGUUACAGAAUAGUUCCUGUGCUGGAAAGACCAAUAAAGACUGAUUAUUACGUAACAUCUGUGUUAAAUAAUGUCAAGAUUAAAGUGAAACAUGUCGGUCGAAA